UAGGAUAGAAGCUCUUAGAAUUCAAGAUCAAGAUCAAUUCACUUCCAAUAGCAAAGCAACAGUUUAAAAGUUCCAGCAUUGAUUUAUAUAUUGAAUGCCGCCCAAGUUAAAAGAAAAGAAAACAGAAAAAGAACCACUGACGUUCCACAUGUAUGAAGCGGUUCCAACUUUUUAAGAAUCGUUGAAUUUGUCGAUUUGUUGAAAGGAAUGUGUAUGUAUAAUACAAAACAUGUAUCGCUAUCUGUUAGUAGUAUCUCUCUCAAUCUUAUUGACAUGUACAUUAUCGUUAAAUUCAAAAGACAAUUCAAUUUAUAUCAGGAAUAGAAAAGGUAAAGCAAGGAUACCAACCAAAGAACACGGUCAAGGCGAUCUAUAUUUGCCAGAAAAGCAGGGACAUAAACGAACUCUGAAAGUGUUUGAAAAAGAAACUGAGUCAGUUCCCUACAUCGUUCUGCCACCUGACAAUUCGCUUCCAGAGAYAAACAAGGAAGUCAAAAAGAUGGUAACUKCCGAAAUACCCACUGUGUAUGAACAACCCACACAUYCACCUAUUCCUCCRACGACAGUUGCCACCACCUUAAAACCAUCGACUCAAAAACCAAUCAAUAUUAACAUCGUUAUGCCUACAGCUGCCCCAGUAAAGCACCAGACACCAUUAUCUGGUUCUCAAACUGAAAAACAAAACACCACAACGAUAAAUUUGAAUUUGAAUCUUGGAGGCACCGAUACCGUUAAAGAGCAGAGUCRCCCAAUCAUUCUUCAGCUGCCUCCGACUCAAAGGAUUGUAGUUCCACCACCGACUCAACAAUUGCAAGCUCAAGUAAAUCCUAACAACUAUCCAAUUGGUCAAGUAAAUCCAAAUACAUUGACGUCAUCGCAACUUACCAAACCACUCUUGGGUUUACAAAAUGCAGGUUUACAAGGAACUUUACAGAGUUUGGUAARUUCUGGAAUGCCUGUUAACUAUCCAGGAAUCAACACCCAGUCUCCACUUAUAGGAAGUAAUACCAAUUUUCCUGGAAUAGGUAGUACACUUCCUGGAAUUAAUGGUAUCAUUCCUGGGGUUACCACAGGGAUCAAUAGCAACUUUCCACCUGCUAACUAUCCAGGAAUCAACACCCAGUCUCCACUUAUAGGAAGUAAUACCAAUUUUCCUGGAAUAGGUAGUACACUUCCUGGAAUUAAUGGUAUUAUUCCUGGAGUUACCACAGGGAUCAAUAGCAACUUUCCACUUCCUGGAGUAAACAGCAAUUUUCAAGGAUAUCCAGCAAAUAGCUACAAUCCUCAAAUGGUCCAACAACUYUCAUCUGUAAUUUCGGAAUCAAUUAAGUCCUCUUUGGCWUUGUCACAACCGGAUCUWAUUGCGUCUGCUCUUCAAAAAUUGGCCAUCCAAACUCAAAAUCAAAAUCAACCCGAGCGGUUGCUAUCAACUGCACUAACACAAGCGCUAGCUAAAACUGUCGGCGAAAGUAGUGACACAUCGCAGGAGCAAAAACUAGUUAAUUCACUCGCUACUGCACUURGUAUGUUAMGAAAUGGUGSAGCYACACUYGSAACGGGAACUGGAGCUACACCAGUAACAGGAGCAUCUUAUCCAUCUUUAACUUCUCCUAGUGGAACACCUUUAAAAGUAGAGGUUGUAAAUCUUCCACAGCAAUACGUGGCAAGUCAAGCUCCCCCUUUGACGGRAAAGUUUCAAGCCCCUUACAGUAUUCCUGUAGCUCAGCCUGCAGCACCACCACCAUCAAUAAGUUCUGACGAUAUUCAGAAAAGCAGYGUUGGAAAAAUURCAGCUAAUACUCUUGGUAAAGCCAUGGCAAAAGCGUUAGUAAGUACAGCUAAAAAGAUCGUAUCAGGUGUACAAAGAGAUAGAAUAUUGAAAUUCAAAGAAGUUGAAAAACUAUCGAAAAGUCUCAAUCAAUUCUUUAAGGACAGUCUUUAUAAGCGCAAAAACUCGUCAAGAUUUAAUAAUCUCGGCCACRGACCUUUUAUUMGAAAAUAUUUAAGAGAUCAUUCCAAGAAUUGCUGUUGUUGUUGCAUGGGAAAUUGA
This is a messenger RNA of Exaiptasia diaphana, 2050 nucleotides long. RefSeq lists its product as uncharacterized. The coding region runs from base 230 to 2050 and encodes 606 amino acids. NCBI's taxonomy places the organism in Eukaryota, Metazoa, Cnidaria, Anthozoa, Actiniaria, Aiptasiidae. The transcript is spliced from 2 exons. The record is from RefSeq and is a predicted model, not a curated record.